Molecule: messenger RNA, 2697 nt
Organism: Saccostrea cuccullata (small rock oyster)
Lineage: Eukaryota; Metazoa; Mollusca; Bivalvia; Ostreida; Ostreidae
Exons: 5
Coding region: 55-2529 (824 amino acids)
Source: RefSeq, a predicted model, not a curated record
GGAUCAUAUACUACAACUCCUAAAUCGCAACUAACAUGUGGAUCUGCCGCACAAAUGUCAUCUGCCGAUGCCGUCAUCACUACGACCUCAACAAUUGCUGGAAUUUUAUUCAUUUUUAUUUUUAUAAUUUUCAUCUGCACAUGUCGCAGGAAACAGAAGAAGAAAAAGCGUUUUUUGAAGAAACAUGGACCCGAUUCACAGUCUAUAGAAGGAAAAGGAUUCUUUACAAAAACAAUGUGGAUACCCUUCUGGAAACAAAGAGGACAUACCUUCUUUCAAUACAAGACGGCACCAGAAAUACCGAUUUCAGAUCCACGUAGUCAUAGGUACCAAACACGUAGAGAAACGGUGCAAUAUGCGCCAUCAGCUUCAGGGGACUCAAGAAUGUACACAAACAGAGCAUAUGAAGAAGAUUACGUCACCGAUGCACAUGCAUUUCGUAAUUUAGGGGCAAGGCAAAGUAGUAUUAUCUAUGAUAAUGCGAGAAACAGUCGCACAUUUGGAAGUGAGUUCAUUGGAAAAACAAAUGAGGAAAUGCGGAACAAUUCUGUUUAUUCAUCUGUUUAUUCCUCACAUUCAGAAAAGAGACAGUACAAUUCUUGGAGUCACGAAGAUCAUAGAAAAAAUGGCAAAAUGCAUUCUAAUGCUGAAGAGAGGGUGACUGAAAAAACCGUGUGGGUUCCGGCAGAGACGGAAGAUGUUGCUGUUUACCAGGCAGUGGAGAAACAAAGAAAGGACAAAACGGAAGUAAAUAUGUCCAAACAAAAAACCGAGGGGAAUAAAUACGAAAGCGCCCAGAACACUAAUAUGGCUUCAAAUAUUAAUGGCAAUCAAAGUACACAUUUGUCAGCACAUAUGUUAGAAACAAACGGUGAGUUGUGCCCAUAUUGUAUUCAUGCUCACACAGAAGGCAGAAAAUUGGUCCAUCGUGUGUCUAACAGAAAAGGAAAUUCAGUAGAUAACAGCUCUCAGACAGAUUUUGCAUACGAAAUCAGGUCAUCAGUCAGCACAGAAGAAACAAAUAUUAACUUGAAAGACGUUGAUCAAUAUACUUAUGCUUCUAUUCAAAAAGGCGAUAAUAAAUCUUUAACUAAAACGACCCUCUCACAGCCUCUGCUCAAGACAACCAGAAUUCAAUAUGACGGAGUUGGUGUAAGCCGAAAGCUAGUUAAAACGUCGGAAUCUGAUAACGAUGAGAGAGUCAUCAUAGGGGAUAAACGGAAAGUUUGGCCCUCAUUAGAGGUUGGAAAAAGAAUUCAAUCAGAAACAAAACAAAGCGUAUUUGGUGAUGGUUCCAGUGGUAUGGUUUCAACGGGUUCGGAAAUGCAUCAAGCUGAUGAAAGAACGUCUCAAGUCAUUUUGCUAAAACGGAUGCAGAGUAACUCAAAUUACGGAACGCAAGGUUUUGGAGCUAGUACAGUUAGCCCAGGCGAGUCUGAUGGAGAUCACAAAAUAAAAAUAAUCCAUGGUGAAGACAAAUCAAGCAUAUCUGACAUAAAAGUUGGUGAAACGACAUUGGGAAAUCAACAGGGAAGUGGAGCAACUUCAACUGGAAUGUUAGAGAAAGAACAAAGUCUUUUUAAGAAUACCCUUGAAAACAACGGAGAAAAGAUUGAAAAUGAAGAAUCAACUUUAAAGACUUUCAAGAAAAGCAUUGACGGACAUGUGUCAUCUGUCCAACUUCCAAAAACGGGACAGCGGAGUCUAAUUUUUAUCAAAGCUAGCUCCGACUCAUCUUUCAUGAAUGCCAACAAUGACACAAAAAUGAGCAGAGUACAAGACGAUAACAAAGAAGUCUCCAUAAACGUUUCUGUCUUAAGGAAGGCAGAAUCAGAAACUGGAGCCAUAAACGAGGAAGAGCAAUUGAAAAGAAGAGGAGCUGAAGUUCAAGAGCAGACUUUAUGGUUUCAUGGCGACAGUGAUGAGGAUAAUGAUCAAUCAGACUCGACUUCGUCUGCGAUGCUGGAGAAAACAACAAAUCUCACAGAAUAUGACAAGACGGGCUCAAGGGAUCAGAAAGACGAGCAAUACGAAAUAAUUACUUCUUGGCUUCCGUUCGAACAAGGUCAAGAAGGACGUAAAACUGUAUAUCAAUUAUCAGAAGAGAGAAAGGAAGAAGUUGAAGAUUCAGAAUCGUUCGGUUUUCGACAAGAGGGGAUUCAAAGGAGCUAUAUAGUAACAAGUGAAGACAGAAAAAUUCACUCGCCUGGACAUAACCAGUACACAGAAAUAUACAAACGUGAAGUAGUCCCCUUCAGGUACAAUACUAAAGGGAAGGCAGAAUAUAUGGGGGAGGAAAUCAACGUGACAUCAACACAAUCCUUUCAAGAAAUGAAUAUUCGUACAAAAGGAAAUGCAGAUGAGAAGAAUAUUGUUCAUACUUCACUAUCUACGGACAAGUCACCCCAUUCCGAAGGAUCUGGACAAGGCCACAGCUAUUCCUUAAAAAUGGAAAGAAAAAUUGAAAUUGGCGAACCAAAUGACGCGCGGCCCCAUAUAUACCAUGUAGAAUCCAGUGAGAGACUUUAAUCGCCAUCUUAUUACACCAAUUUAAUUAAUAGUAUGUUUAAGAAUUUAUCUGUUGAUGACUUAACGAUGCAAUGAAUGACUAAUCUAGCUGAAAUUCUUGCUUCGACAUUUUUUACAUAAAAGUAAUAAACAAUGUAGUAUAUAUAUUUCCUGUAUAUUUUAUAAUCA